ACGUCCAUUUAUAACUAGACCAUUCCGAAGAAAAGUUUUCCAAUCGUUGCAUGGUCUUUCACACCCUGGGAUCAAAGCAACUGCAAAACUAAUAAUGCAACGUUUCGUUUGGCCAGGAGUUCAACGCGAUUGCCGCAAAUGAGCGCAAGCCUGUCUUCAAUGCCAAAAAGCAAAAAUUACCAGGCAUAAUAAAGCACCAAUCGGAAAUUUCCAAGUUCCUUCAAGACGUUUCGAACACAUGCACGUCGAUAUCAUUGGACCUAUGCCAUCCUCCAAAGGACAUCGAUACUGCCUUACAAUAAUAGACAGAUUUACAAGAUGGCCUGAAGCGAUACCACUUCCAGACAUUUCAGCAAACACUAUAGCAACAGUCAUUUUUUCAAACUGGAUGGCAAGAUUUGGCAUACCGUUACGCAUAACUACUGACCAAGGCCGACAGUUUGAAGCAGAAUUAUUCAAACGUUUGAUGCAAAUAACCGGCUCCACGCAUCUUAGGACCACAGCAUACCACCCAGCAGCAAACGGUUUAGUAGAACGUUUCCAUAGACAACUAAAAACAGCUUUUAAAUGUCAUCAAACAGAAAAUUGGGUUGAAAUUUUGCCUGUAAUAUUAAUGGGAAUUAGAGCAGCAUGGAAAGAGGAUCUGCAAGCAACAACAGCAGAAAUGGUUUAUGGAGAGCCAAUCAAAUUGCCAGGCCAAUUCUUACAAAAAAAUAUUCCUGAAGUUCUUGAAGAAAACCAAGGGGAAGUUUUGGAAGAACUUAGGAAAAACAUACAAAAAUUAAAACCUCAAGAGAUCAAAAGACACGGAGGAACAACUACCUUCAUUUUCAAAGAUAUGAGAACAACAACACAUGUUUUUGUGCGUAACGAGACACUUGGGGGAGGCCUUCGAUCUCCGUAUGAAGGGCCUUAUAGAGUACUAAAAAGAAACGAAAAAGUUAUCACUAUCAACAAGAAUGGCAAGAAUAUCAAUGUGUCCAUAGAUAGAGUUAAACCAGCUUACAUCCUUGAAGAAGAUGAUAUCUUAACAAAUCAACAGAAAAUAACGGAUAAACCGCAACCAGAAAAACUUCGGACGCGCAGCGGUCGGACUUCCAAACCACCGGUCCGUUUUCAAAUCCCUAACUAAUAUACAGCGGAGGGGGUCGUGUGGCGUCCCUGACGCUCGCCACAUCGAGCGCGAUCUCAGGAAGCGCUGACCUGACGCUCGCCACAUCGAGCACGUUCUCGGGAAGCGCUGACUAGAAUCAUGAAGUUGGCGCAACAUCAGUUUUAAUUAAUGCCGCUGAAAGGCGCGGCAGAUUAAGAUAAUUUUCUCGCUAUCGGAAAACAUUGAAAAGUGUAUAUAAGAAGAUGCGGUCAACGACUUAUCAAUCACUUGUAACCUCGCAACAAAUAGCUUAUAGCUAUUCAGCGAAUUCUCUUUUGACCCUUGUGAUUAUUCUCUCCUCCGA
Molecule: messenger RNA, 1457 nt
Organism: Camponotus floridanus (Florida carpenter ant)
Lineage: Eukaryota; Metazoa; Arthropoda; Insecta; Hymenoptera; Formicidae
Exons: 1
Coding region: 239-1132 (297 amino acids)
Biological process (GO): DNA integration
Molecular function (GO): nucleic acid binding
Source: RefSeq, a predicted model, not a curated record